CAAUGGGCAAAUAAUAUGCUAGAGAGCCAGCAGUUGCUAAAAAAUCCGCUAAGGCUAAGGCAAGUGAUUUGAGAACUCACUUUAAGAAUACCUAUGAAGUAGCUAGAGCACUUAAAGGAUAAACCCUUGCUUAAGCACUUAAAUAUUUACAAGAUGUCUUAUAGCAUAAGAGAUGUGUUCCAUUCACCAGAUUUAAUGGAGGUGUAGGCAGAACAAGUUAAGCCAAAGAAUUCGGCAGAUCAUAAGGUAUAGAUUUUUACUAAAUUUAUUUAAGGUAGAUGGCCUGAAAAGAGUGUAAGAAUGGUUCUAUCACUCUUGUAAAAUUUGGCUGCUAAUGCCUAAGUUAAGAAUUUGAGUAAUGAAAAACUGAUUAUCAAUCAUGUAUAAGUCAAUAGAGCUUAAAAAGGUAGACGUCGAACAUAUAGAGCUCAUGGAAGAAUCAAUCGUAAGAUAUAUGAUUUAUUUUAAUAGCAUUCUUAUCAUCUAAUGCACACAUUGAAAUAUGGGCUGCUGAAAGAGAUGAAAAUGUUAAGAAAGAAGCAAAUAAUAAAGUUGUUGCUCGUUAAUCAAGAAAAUAGGCUGCUAGAUCCAAAUUAGCUAUUGGUGCAUGAG
Paramecium pentaurelia is the source of this 612-nucleotide messenger RNA. The record is from the annotation of a GenBank genome assembly. Lineage: Eukaryota; Ciliophora; Oligohymenophorea; Peniculida; Parameciidae.